AUGAAAAAACGUGUCCUCAAGGUGGAGCGGAAAGGAAGUCAAUGCGACUGUCAAGUGUGUGGAAGGCCAACGAGGGCCUACUUUCACAAAUUAUUCGUUUGCUGCGCUUGCACAAUGUUUUACAGGAGGUAAGGUGAUGACUAGUUUACAAUAGAAGUGUCCUAAUUGAAAUCGUUAAAUUUUCUUUGUAUUUUGCACACGUAAUAGGCAUGGGACAAGCAUAACUUCCCCAAAGUUUUAACUCAUGUUUUGGAAGUAAAGCCGAGAUAUGCAACGGUCUUUGCCGCUGAGAGAGUAGGCGAAAUGUGGAGAGCGGACCGAGAAAAAACCACUUUUUGGGGCCUUCUUGGCCAAUUUCACAUAGGAUAUUUCGAUUCAUUGUGUAAGCUUUACUCUCUCUGGAAAAAAAGGUAUCAAACUUUAAGUCAUUAAUACUUAAACCUCUACACAGCUAACCUGAACGACUCUUUAGGAACUUCCGCGCCUUUCUCCGAUCUCAAUGCCGUACCGGCGACGGGGGCUGCGACCUCUCCAAUGGGCCUCGUCGUUUCUGCCUCUACUGUCGACUGAACGCCUGUCGGAAGCUGGGUCUGCGGAUGCUGGGAAAGAACCUCGUCGUGCAGACCAACGGCCUUCCAGCCGACGACAUUUCCGAGGAGCAGCUGGAGGAAGCGGGGCCAAUCGAGGGCUUCGAAAAUGUGGGCUCCCCAUCCACCAGUUCGGGCUAUGGGAGCAGCUACAGUGGGUCGAGCGGGCUGUCGUUGUACCCGCCGAGUCUAACACAAGAAGUUUACAUCGAGCCGAGCGACGGGAUCCUGGAUUUUUUGGGAAAAAGUGCGAUUGAACUUCCAAAAUUAAGGUGAGAAGUUGCUUAUAAAGGCAGCUAGAACUUUAUGAACACACUUUUACGUUGUGAAAUAGAACAUUGAUUAAUUGACACAGUAAUUCCCAAAUUUCAGGCUAAUAACCAACGCCUUCCGUCAACUGGACGACCAACAAAAGUUCCUGGCCACAAUGCAACGAGGCUCCGAGAUGCUCGACUACGCCUGUCCCGCCGAAGAACUGAUCUACUGCGAUCGCAUACAGUACGAAAAAAUGGAGUCAAAGGUCAUCCGGAUUGCCUGUAUGACACUGAAUCGAUUGAUUGACGCCAUCCAGCCUCAAAUGGACAUUGAGAGGAGAACCGAGAUUAUCCAGAACACCUCCGUUAACAUGUCGCUAAUGCACAAGAUCCUCUGCACGUUCCGGCAAUUCCCAGAGAUGGGACAGUCGCUGUCGUCGCCGUUUACGGGCUAUUAUAGUGAUCUCAACGACUUGGACGCGUAUCUGGCUGAUGUGUGGAACGAGGUACAUAUUUUUGUGUCUUUUAGGAUCUUCCUCGCUUAUAUCCAACAUUUUAUGGCAAAAAAUUACAACAGACUCUAGAGGGGCCAAUAGCAAGGGGCACGUUUGUUUUAGCUAUAACUCGGCAGUCUGUAAAACGCUUAGUGUAAGUCAUAUGUGAGAACGCUCUGUAAGAACCCCUGUUUUUUAUACAUAAAGAUUUUAAAGUCAUCUAUGCCUUAGGGCGUUUUGAAAACCUGAAUUUAAAGAAUAGAGCGGUCAGAGAUCAAAAGGUAGUUUUUUUUCGAAAAUUUGGAAAUUCCUUUAACCCCUUAGGGCCUAAAUUCUCAAAAACGUGUAAGGCUGAAAAUGAGAGCCCCGAUAGUCAUCAUGAAAUUCUAUUUACACUAAAAUGAUCGAUUUUUCUCCUAGUUAGAGCUAAAACAAAGUCUCCACUCUUUGAUGGCUUUCCCUUUAGUCAUCAGCUGUAUAAUUUCUAUUAAUAACUUCCCUUUAGAAAGUAGACAUUGUUAUGCGCCGAUUCCACGCCGACAUCUACACACACUACACUCCCUGCUUGGAGGAGGCGCGUUAUUUGAUGGUCCAUCCAGUGGAAUGCGCAUACCUUGCCGUUCAAGCGACUCUGGAAAAGGCCUCCGACGACGUGGCAUUCCGCAUGUUCUCCGAAGGUCUUGACCACGAAUUUGCGACCUUUCUCCAAAUGAGGGAGCAUUUUGAGAGCGCGGAGAGCAGAAUCCAUCGGCUGAAACAGUUCCAAAACAACUUUCAUGUGAGGAUUACAAUAUUUCGGAAAAUUUCUGGUAUACCAUGGUUCUUACUGAAACUGUUUCAGAAUUUCAUCGCCAAAUACAUUGACUGCCAUGGGAUGAUUGACCUGUUCUUGUCCGAAUCCAAGAACGUCGAGGAACGACGCUCGGUUUGGUUGUCCAAGAAGGACUUGCAACGAUACAUCCAAGCCGCGUCUUCAGUGUAA
Messenger RNA from Bursaphelenchus xylophilus (pine wood nematode), 2317 nucleotides. The record is from the annotation of a GenBank genome assembly. NCBI's taxonomy places the organism in Eukaryota, Metazoa, Nematoda, Chromadorea, Rhabditida, Aphelenchoididae.